ACACUUAUUAUAUGCAGUGCCACUGCUGUCCUGGAGGCUGGCAACAUUCAACAGUGUAGUGACGUGGAUAAUGACGACGUUUGUUAAAACUUUAUAAAGUAUAAAGACAUUGCAUAUAAAUUGGCUGGAAAGUUUGCUGGUUUAUAGUGACCCGAGUAUUUUAGGGCUCACGCUGUCUAGCCGUUUUUUAAUUGGAACUCGUUCCUUUUUUAUCCACUAAUACAAAGGCACAGUGAUUAGCACUUAGCUGGUGUAACGAGAACAACCUGUGCAUGGGUAGCGCAAGGAAGUUUAUCAAGUCAAAUGUAUGUAUACCACAGGACUCAGAAUAUGAAACUGGUUGAACGGGACGGGACUUGCGAGACCCUGGUUGAUGUUUAAUCCAUAGAAACGUUCGUCGAUCAGUUUGUUAGCUUGUUAACAUUAGCCACUCAACACAGACAUCAGGUUGCAAACUGUCAAUAUGGGCUCUCUGCUGCGGGGUGAAGAGAUGUGUUUGGCCCAACUAUUUUUCCAAUCCGGAUCAGCAUAUGACUGCAUCGGUGAACUUGGAGAACUGGGCAUUGUGGAGUUCAGAGACCUCAAUCCCAGUGUUAAUGCAUUUCAGCGAAAAUAUGUCAGUGAAAUCAAAAGAUGUGAGGAGAUGGAGAGAAUCCUUGGCUAUCUUUUGAGAGAAAUCAAGAAAGCUGAUAUUUCAUUGCCAGAAGGAGAUGUGAAUCCGGUGGCUCCUUUACCUAAACAUGUGAUGGGCAUAAUGGAGCAACUGCAGAGGCUAGAAGUGGAGUUGGGUGAGGUCAUGACAAAUAAGGAGAGAUUGCAGAAGAAUCUGUUGGAGCUCAUAGAGUACACACACAUGCUACGCAUCACUCGCAACUUUGGGCAAAGAACCGCUGAGAGAGAGCCGCUGCAAGUCACAUAUGAGGAGUUUCCUUUCCUAGAAAAACACAGCAUGAUGGACUACAGCAGCAUGCAGAGGCUAGGAGCCAAACUGGGUUUUAUGUCUGGACUCAUCCAGAGGGUGAAGAUUGAGGCCUUUGAGCGGAUGCUAUGGAGAGUGUGCAAAGGCUACACCAUUCUCAGCUAUGCUGAAGUUGAAGAGUAUCUUGAAGAUCCUGAUACUGGGGAGCCCACCAAAAGUGUGGUGUUCUUGAUCUCUUACUGGGGAGAGCAGAUUGGCCAGAAAGUGAAGAAGAUCUGUGACUGUUACCACUGCCAUGUGUAUCCAUAUCCCAGUAGCAAGGAGGAGAGGAACGAUGUUGUGCAAGGAUUAAGUACUCGCAUUCAGGACUUGCACACUGUACUUCAUAGAACUGAGGACUACCUGAAGCAGGUCCUGAUCAAUGCCUCAGAAUCGGUCUACACCUGGGUCAUACAGGUCAAGAAGAUGAAAGCUAUCUAUUACAUCCUCAACCAGUGUAGUUUGGAUGUCACCAACAAGUGUCUGAUCGCUGAGGUCUGGUGCCCUAUCAAUGAGCUUCCAGCCCUGAGAAGAGCACUAGAAAACGGAUCGAAGAAAAGUGGAUCCACAGUUCCUUCCUUUGUUCAUCGUAUCCCUACUAACGACACUCCACCGACACUGAUAAGGUCCAACAAGUUUACUGCUGGCUUCCAGAACAUUGUUGAUGCAUAUGGGGUGGGAACAUACAGAGAAGUCAACCCUGCUCCUUUCACAAUCAUCACAUUCCCCUUCUUGUUUGCUGUGAUGUUUGGAGACCUGGGUCACGGCCUUCUUAUGGCUUCCUUUGCCUUCUGGAUGGUGUUAUAUGAAAACAACCGCAAGCUAAAGAACACCAGAAAUGAAAUCUGGAACACAUUUUUUGAGGGCCGUUAUAUCAUCCUCAUGAUGGGCCUCUUCUCUGUCUACACUGGCCUCAUAUACAAUGACUGUUUCUCCAAGUCCAUCAACAUCUUUGGUUCUGGAUGGAGUGUGAAAGCCAUGUUCACAGCUCAAGCAUGGAAUAGUUCCGAGGAUGUCAACAGGAAUGGCCUUCUUACUCUGGAUCCAAAUGUUCCUGGAGUUUUCAGUGGACCAUAUCCACUCGGAAUUGACCCAAUAUGGAACUUGGCAUCCAACCGGCUUACAUUUCUGAACUCCUAUAAGAUGAAAAUGUCUGUCAUAUUGGGCAUCAUUCACAUGAGCUUUGGGGUGAUCCUCAGCACUUUUAAUCAUUUGCACUUUAGAAGGAGGCACAACCUCUACUUGGUAUUCCUCCCUGAACUCCUGUUCCUGCUCAGUCUGUUUGGCUACCUGGUGUUCAUGAUAUUCUACAAGUGGCUCUUCUACUCUGCCAGAAACUCCAGACACGCUCCCAGCAUCCUCAUUCACUUCAUAAACAUGUUCCUUAUGCAAGGUGAUACAGUGCAGCCCCUCUAUCCUGGACAGAGUGGCCUACAGAUGUUUUUAGUGGUCAUCGCUGUGCUUUCAGUGCCUGUCUUACUCCUGGGGAAACCACUUUACCUUUAUUGGCUUCACAAUGGAAGUCAUCGGCUAAGAAUGUACAGAGGCUAUGAGCGUGUGCGUCGUAGCAGUGAUGAGGAACUCUUCUUGUUGCGGACCCAUGACAUGGAAGAGGGCAGCAGUCAUAGCGAGCUCUCUACUAGCGGAGAGCAGCACACAGAGGAGUUUGACUUUGCUGAUGAGUUCCUGCAUCAGGCCAUCCACACUAUAGAGUACUGUCUGGGUUGCAUUUCCAAUACAGCCUCUUACCUCAGGCUCUGGGCUCUGAGUCUGGCACAUGCCCAGCUAUCUGAGGUGCUGUGGACCAUGGUGAUGCGAGUAGGACUACGAAUGGAAACAAGUCUUGGGGUUUUAUUCCUGGUGCCAGUGUUUGGCCUGUUUGCCUUUCUCACUGUGUCCAUCCUGCUGGUGAUGGAGGGCCUAUCUGCUUUCCUCCAUGCCCUUCGCUUGCACUGGGUGGAGUUUCAGAAUAAAUUCUACAGUGGGACUGGAGUCAAGUUUUGCCCUUUUUCCUUCUCUCUUCUACCCUCCAGCUUUGAACAGGAAGGUUUACUGUGACAGACAUUUUCUUGGUUGGUUAAGAAAGCUAAAAUGUGAUUGAUUAGUUCAGUGAUUUCAUAAAAUGAUUUGGAAUUUUUUGCUCACCCCUUACACCCUUUUGAAAUGUUGUGAAGUUUUAAGAGGACCACAACACAGUUAAGCAUUUGCAAGAACACUGCCAGUAUGAAAUGUACCCAAACUACUGCUUUUCUAUUAAUAUACUAUACAGUAUAUAUGUAACAGUCUGUUUUGUACCUUGAGCCGUAUGUGUUACUUGAGAGUAUUUUGUACAGUUAAGGAUUUAAUAUAGAAAAACUGUUUUCUUAUUAGGCUUCAUUUGUUAAUGUCUUGUGUAUGAGGAAGCACAUGUUCUGAAUCAAGAAUAGAUGAACACAAGAUAAAGUUAGAUUUUGCACAAUUAGUCAUGAUUAUCACCUGCGAUUUAGUAUUUAUAAAACAGUGUUGUUGUUUUUUUUAAACACACUCCUUAGCUUCAUUUAUUUAUUUGAAUCUUACUGUGUCCAUAAAUUCAUUUCUUUUUGCUUUUUUCCCCAAUUGUCAUUUACGGCGGAUUUGGUUUCCAAAUUGGUAGAGUGCAAUCCUACAAUAGUUUUAGUUGCACUGCUUAUCUUACAGAAGUACAACCAAAUAACAUAAUAGAUGAGUCUUCAGUUAGCCUUACGUUCUUCAUUUCUGAUACCAAAACACUUCAUAAGAUGUGAUGUUUUUCUUGUUUUUAAUUAAAAGUGCUCAAGAAGGAUUCAGAUGACGUGUAAAUACUUCUACAGAAUUAUUUUUUUAAUUUAUUUUAAAAUGCUUCUGAAUUAAAGAUGAUUUCACAGUUAA
Messenger RNA from Dunckerocampus dactyliophorus (ringed pipefish), 3844 nucleotides. RefSeq names its product ATPase H+ transporting V0 subunit a2b (gene atp6v0a2b). NCBI's taxonomy places the organism in Eukaryota, Metazoa, Chordata, Actinopteri, Syngnathiformes, Syngnathidae. Bases 464 to 3016 code for a protein of 850 amino acids. Gene Ontology annotation, biological process: proton transmembrane transport; vacuolar acidification. The transcript is spliced from 20 exons. Gene Ontology annotation, cellular component: vacuolar proton-transporting V-type ATPase complex; plasma membrane; vacuolar proton-transporting V-type ATPase, V0 domain. Gene Ontology annotation, molecular function: proton-transporting ATPase activity, rotational mechanism; ATPase binding. The record is from RefSeq and is a predicted model, not a curated record.